UCUCAGGUCGUUUGGUCACCCAGCAGCCAGGACUGUUGGGCUUACCGGCAGGGCCAACGGGGAGGCAUGACACACACUAUGCGCCAAAAAUACGUCAACUGGAUGAUGGAACAUUGAGAAAACAUUGUCAGAAAUUAAUAGUGAAUGAGUGGUGAAAGGAAUGACUUGAUUCCUGGUGUUUGGUGAGCAUUAACAUGUGUUGAAGUUUGUUGCACUGGAAUCUUUCACUUUCGCUGCUUGGACACGAUGCUGCAGCACCUCGGGCUCCGUGCGCUGGGGACGACAGGCGGCUCCCUCUUCUCCUUGGGCCCGCGAUAUCUCUCCAGCUGCUCGGGCUCCGGGCUAACCCACUCCGAGGCGUACAUCGGCGGACGCUGGCUGCAGGCCGAUGGAGCGGCGCGGUUCCCGGUGCAGGAUCCGGCCACCGGGCGGCUGCUGGCCGAGGUGGCGGACUGUGGGCCCCGGGAGACCCGGGAGGCGGUGAGGGCGGCUCAUAGCAGCUUACCGUCUUGGAGGGGGGCAACCAGCAAGGAGCGAAGCAAUUUAUUAAGAAAAUGGUACGAUUUAAUGCUGAAAAACAAAGAUGAGCUUGCGAGACUAAUUACUGCAGAAAAUGGUAAACCCCUGAAGGAAGCCUUAGGUGAAACAUUGUAUGCUGCAUCAUUCCUGGAGUGGUUUUCAGAAGAAGCUCGUCGAGUGUAUGGAGAUGUUGUUCCUACUUCUUUCCCUGACCGUAGGAUCCUAAUUCUGAAGCAGCCAAUAGGAGUAGCAGCUAUUAUAACUCCUUGGAAUUUUCCUAGUGCCAUGCUGACACGAAAGGUUGGGGCAGCUUUGGCAGUAGGCUGUACUGUGGUUGUGAAACCAGCUGAAGAUACUCCUCUGUCUGCAUUGGCACUGGCAGAGCUUGCUGAUCAGGCUGGGAUUCCUGCAGGAGUUUUCAAUGUAAUACCCUCUUCCAAGACCAAAACCCCUUCUGUAGGAGAAGUGCUUUGUACAGAUCCUCUUGUUGCUGCCAUCUCUUUUACUGGUUCCACAGCCACUGGAAAGAUUCUCCUACGCCAAGCAUCUGAUACUGUGAAGAAGGCUUCGAUGGAACUUGGUGGACUGGCUCCCUUCAUUGUCUUUGACAGUGCUGAUCUUGAUCGAGCUGUUGCUGGUGCCAUCGCCUCCAAGUUCCGAAACUCUGGACAAACUUGUGUAUGUGCAAAUCGGUUCCUGGUGCAGGAGGGAAUCCAUGAUAUUUUUGUACAGAAGAUGGUGAAGGCUAUGCAGAGAGAAUUGCGUGUUGGAAAUGGAUUUGACGAACAGUCUACACAAGGUCCCUUAAUCAAUGAAAGUGCAGUGCAAAAGGUGGAAGGUCAGAUAAGUGACGCAGUGUCUCGGGGUGCCAGCAUCGUGACAGGGGGAAAGCGACACAGUUCUGGAGCAACAUUCUUUGAACCAACUCUUCUUUCCAACGUCACAGUGGACAUGCUUUGUGCACAGGAGGAAACAUUUGGACCCUUGGCCCCAGUUCUCAAAUUUCGGACUGAGGAAGAAGCUGUAACUAUAGCUAAUGCUUCCAAUGUGGGUUUGGCUGGUUAUUUUUACUCCAGAGAUCAUGCUCAGAUUUGGAGAGUUGCGGAACAGUUAGAAGUUGGCAUAGUUGGUGUAAAUGAAGGUCUGUUAUCAACCCCUGAGGCACCUUUCGGUGGAGUUAAACAGUCUGGCCUCGGAAGGGAAGGCUCGAAAUAUGGUGUUGAUGAUUACUUGGAAAUCAAGUAUGUUUGUUUUGGAAAUCUAUAAGUCUUGAGGGAUAAAUGUUAAAACUAUAUCAAUCACUGCUUUAGUCUCUCAACUUGGAAAACAACCUUACCAUUGAAAACGUUGAAUUCUUAAACAAAAAUGGUGUCAUUGGCACUUUUUGCUAGUUUGAAGUAUAUUCUCGACAUGAUUUUGAUAAUCUACUUGAUUUACGGGAAAAGCUAUUUCAGCUGAAUUAAUCAUACAGUGUGGAAACAGACCCUUCAGUCCAACUCAUCCGUGCCAAUCAGACAUCCUAAUCUGACCUAAUCCCAUUUGCCAGCAGUUGGCGCAUAUCCAUCUAAACCCCUGAUAUCCAGAUGCCUUUUACUUUGUUACAAUAAAAUCACUAUAUAAUCUAAUUGUAGCUUGUUUUCUCACCUCUUCUGGACAUGUUAAAAUAGAAUCUUUAAACAUGAACACUGGGUUAUACUUCAAAAACUGUAAUGUUUUGGAAAUGUUUGUAAACACUUGUGCAAAGUGGCUAAAAAGUGCUUGUUUGUGAAUUUUAACUUGUGUUCUAAUGUUUAUUAUCUGGUUUUUAAAAGCACUGAAUUCAUGUCAUUAUUUAGUUGUGACGUGCACUGAUGUAACUAUUGAGAGGUAUUUAGUUUCUUUGAGUUUGUCAAUUGUAAAAUAUUCGAGAAAUAAGUCCAGUUAGCAAUGAAUUAUGUUACUUGAUAAUCCAGAUUAUGAUUUACUGCUCUAAUUACAUUAUGGAAAUGUACACUGAAUCUCGUUAAUACCUUGUGGUUAUAUGUAAACUGUGUGUUUUUCUCUUGAGGCAAUAAAUUUAGAAGAAGUUCAAA
Messenger RNA from Stegostoma tigrinum, 2591 nucleotides. It is a transcript of the gene aldh5a1, whose product is annotated as aldehyde dehydrogenase 5 family, member A1 (succinate-semialdehyde dehydrogenase). The record is from RefSeq and is a predicted model, not a curated record. The coding region runs from base 247 to 1785 and encodes 512 amino acids. Lineage: Eukaryota; Metazoa; Chordata; Chondrichthyes; Orectolobiformes; Stegostomatidae. Gene Ontology annotation, molecular function: succinate-semialdehyde dehydrogenase (NAD+) activity. The transcript is spliced from 10 exons. Gene Ontology annotation, biological process: GABA catabolic process.